Messenger RNA from Jaculus jaculus (lesser Egyptian jerboa), 991 nucleotides. It is a transcript of the gene Spib, whose product is annotated as Spi-B transcription factor. NCBI's taxonomy places the organism in Eukaryota, Metazoa, Chordata, Mammalia, Rodentia, Dipodidae. Gene Ontology annotation, molecular function: sequence-specific DNA binding; DNA-binding transcription factor activity, RNA polymerase II-specific. The coding region runs from base 1 to 798 and encodes 265 amino acids. Gene Ontology annotation, biological process: regulation of transcription by RNA polymerase II; cell differentiation. Gene Ontology annotation, cellular component: nucleus. The record is from RefSeq and is a predicted model, not a curated record. The transcript has 6 exons.
AUGCUCGCCCUGGAGGCUGCACAGCUCGAGGGGCCACACUUCAGCUGUCUGCAGUACCCAGAGGGUGUCUUCUAUGACCUGGACAGUUGCAAAGCCUUCAGCUACCCAGACUCAGAUGGGGCCCCUGACUCUGUGUGGGGCUGGACUGAGGCCCCACCUGUCCUGGGCACCCCCUACGAAGCCUUCGACCCCACUUCUGCCGCCUUUGGCCACCCCCAGACCAUGCAUCUCUGCUAUGAACCUGUGCCGUCAGUCUACAGCCCCACAGGGACCCUCGAGCCAGCCCCCAGCUUGGAGGCCCCAGGGCCCGGCCUCCCAGUGUACUCCUCAGAGGACUUCACCAGCCAGACUUUGGCUCCCCUGGCCCAUGCUCCGUAUCCCAGCCCUGUGUUGUCGGAGGAGGAGGACAUCGUGCUGGACAGCCCUGCCCUGGAGGUUUCUGACAGCGAGUCGGACGAGGCCUUUGUAGCUGGCCCUGAGGGGAGGGGCUCUGAGGCAGGUGCCCGCAAGAAGCUGCGCCUGUACCAGUUCCUGCUGGGGCUGCUGACGCGCGGGGACAUGCGCGAGUGCGUGUGGUGGGUGGAGCCGGGCGCCGGCGUCUUCCAGUUCUCCUCGAAGCACAAGGAGCUGCUGGCUCGCCGCUGGGGCCAGCAGAAGGGCAACCGCAAGCGCAUGACGUACCAGAAGCUGGCGCGCGCACUGCGCAACUACGCCAAAACCGGCGAGAUCCGCAAGGUCAAGCGCAAGCUCACCUACCAGUUCGACAGCGCGCUGCUGCCGGCAGCUCGCCGCGCCUGAGCCCCGACUUGGGGACCUCACUGCCGGGUCCCUCACACCCUAGACCAGAGGAUCCACACGGAGCCCCACACUUGGGGGUAGAGGGCUGCCAGGUGGCUAAGCGCUGCCCAGGGUCCCCCCUCCUAGUGUGUCUCCGGGAUUCCAUGCCAUGAAUGGGGCCCCAGCAUGGUCAUGUUUUGGUGUCUCUGCUGUG